Molecule: messenger RNA, 884 nt
Organism: Sinocyclocheilus anshuiensis
Lineage: Eukaryota; Metazoa; Chordata; Actinopteri; Cypriniformes; Cyprinidae
Product: ER membrane protein complex subunit 7-like
Exons: 5
Coding region: 127-840 (237 amino acids)
Cellular component (GO): EMC complex
Molecular function (GO): carbohydrate binding
Source: RefSeq, a predicted model, not a curated record
GUCUCUGCGUUCGUUCUGAGUUCCGUUUACUAUUUGCUUCCUUUAGUCCUAUUCCCGUGGUCCAGGUUGACGCGUAGUGAAAUAUUGUACAUUUUAAACGUCAUAUAUAUCGUGUGACAAAACACGAUGCAACAAAUGAAACGUCUAUUAGAUAUAUAUGUGGCGUUGCAGGCUCUGUUUGCGUUGUCAUGGUGUUUUUCCGACGGAGAGCCGGGGCCUGUAGCAGGUUCUCAGUCGAAUGGAGACCGUUUCAAAAUCGAAGGGCGAGCGAGCGUUCCCGGAGUGAAAACACAAGACUGGAUCUCCACAGCCCUAAUCCUGGUGGAAGGAGAGGAAUAUGUUGGUUUUCUCAAGACUGAUGGGAGCUUUGCUGUCAACGAUGUGCCCUCUGGCUCAUAUGUGGUUGAAAUCGUAUCAUCGUCUUUCAGAUUUGAUCCUAUUCGGGUGGACAUUACCUCCAAAGGGAAAAUGAGGGCACGCUUGGUGAAUUACAUCAAAACAUCUGAAGUUAUUCGACAGCCGUACCCUCUUCAGAUCAGAUCCAGUGGUCCACACACAUACUUCAUGAAGCGGGAAACUUGGGGCUGGACUGAUUUUCUGAUGAACCCAAUGGUCAUGAUGAUGGUUCUUCCCUUAUUAAUCAUUGUCCUGCUCCCAAAGGUGGUAAAUACUAAUGAUCCUGAGAUGAGAAAGGAAAUGGAGCAAUCUAUGAAUAUGUUGAACCCUAACCCAGAAUUGCCAGAUGUUUCUGAAUUUAUGACAAAAUUGUUCUCCAAGGGCUCCAGUAAGUCUGGAGGAGGCAACAAAGGCAGCAGAAGUGUUGCUCUGAAGAGGAGGUAGUGCCGUGUAUUUUGUCGGUUUUCUUUAACACUGUUUUACUGGUU